Papilio xuthus (Asian swallowtail) is the source of this 2528-nucleotide messenger RNA. It is a transcript of the gene Clic, whose product is annotated as chloride intracellular channel protein 5. Gene Ontology annotation, biological process: chloride transport. Gene Ontology annotation, cellular component: apical plasma membrane; cytoplasm. Lineage: Eukaryota; Metazoa; Arthropoda; Insecta; Lepidoptera; Papilionidae. Bases 105 to 950 code for a protein of 281 amino acids. The transcript has 8 exons. The record is from RefSeq and is a predicted model, not a curated record. Gene Ontology annotation, molecular function: chloride channel activity.
CUCUAUGUCAAUGCCAGUCAGUCGGUGUUUUGAAACAGUGUCGGUUGUGUGUUAUUGUGUGAUCGAAUUAUUAUAAUAUUUUCGAGUGUUUUUUUAAGUUCACGAUGUCGGAUGAAAUCGUCGAGAAUGGAACAGCAAACGGAGACGUGCCGGAGAUCGAGCUGAUCAUAAAGGCGUCGACAAUCGAUGGGCGGCGGAAAGGAGCGUGCCUCUUCUGUCAAGAGUACUUCAUGGACCUCUACCUACUAGCAGAGCUCAAGACUAUCAGUUUAAAAGUUACGACAGUGGACAUGCAGAAGCCGCCGCCGGACUUCCGUACCAACUUCGAGGCGACGCACCCUCCCAUACUGAUCGACAACGGCCUCGCCAUCCUCGAGAACGAGAAGAUCGAGCGCCACAUCAUGAAGUCUGUGCCCGGCGGACAUAAUUUAUUCGUACAGGACAAAGAAGUGGCGUCACUGAUCGAGAACCUGUACUCCAAGCUGAAGCUGGUGCUGGUGCGUAAGGAUGAGCAGAAGUCCGCUGCAUUGCGUGCUCACCUCGGCCGUAUUGAUGCACUGCUCGAACGCCGCGCCACCAGAUUCCUAACAGGCGAUACGAUGUGCUGUUUCGAUUGUGAACUGAUGCCGCGUCUGCAGCACAUCCGCGUCGCCGGAAAGUACUUCGUCGAUUUCGAGAUACCGACGAGUUUCCGCGCAUUGUGGCGUUACAUGUACCACAUGUACCAGCUGGACGCGUUUACGCAGAGCUGCCCCGCCGACCAGGACAUCAUCAACCACUACAAGCUGCAGCAGUUGUCGACAAAAGGUUUGCUCAUGUCGCCGAAGCCGACACGACAAAGGAUCGAAGAUGACCCGGCACUUAAAAUGAAGAAACAUGAAGAACUGGAGACGCCGACUUUUACUACGUCAAUUCCGAUCGACGUCAACGAUUUGAGCGCCACAGAGUAAUGACAGCCGGUGUUGCCACACCGUGGACUUAAAACCUUGUACAAUAGACAUUAAGCGGUACAUGCUUCGUACACAUGCAGUCAUGACCAUACGUCCCACAUGUCAUGUCGAUUGACGUUAUUAGGGUUGCGAAAAAUAUUUAUAGCAAUAUCGAUUUUAUAUCGACUUUUUAACAAAAUUUCAGAUAUCUUUAAUAUAUGGAAAUAUCAUAUUUUGUUUAUUUUUGUUUUAAAAAUGGUUUACCACCAUUGUAAUAAUUAUUUUCAAGGUUUAUAUCUAAGUACUAUUUUACUCUAUUGUUAUAGAAAUUCAUAUGGAUGUUUGAUACUGAAAGGUAAUUGCUUUGGCUGUUUUUUUUAUAAUAUCGAUAUUUUCCAACCCUAGAAAUAAAGAUGUGCCAGGGAUUGUUUUUCCAAAAUAAAAUUUGUAAUUUGUGAUAUUCCUUAGACCCUCUAUCCCUUGGCCGUCUACAAAUUUAAUUCUAUUUUUGUAAGAAAAUCAAAAAGUUUUUAGUUAUUCAGUACAUGUUACAGUUUGAGUGGAUGCGGUAUAAUCGAAAUUAAUUAAUUUAUGUUUAAAUGUGGUGAUUGUUACUUAGCUAUCCUAAUCAGGAUGUUAACUGGAAGAUAAAUGAUCCUAAAUCAAGCCGUAUUUUCGUUAAUCAAGUGGGAAGUAUGUAUGGCGAUUAUUUUUUGUUAAAAAGUUGAUUGAUUAAAAAUUAUAUAACUUUUUACAUACAAUUAAAAUGUGGCAGAGGUGCUAAAAAAGUUAAUUUAUGUCUUUUUGGAAUCCGAACAUUUUAGUUUUCAUAACCUAAAAACUUCAUGUAGUAUUUAAUGCAUUUUGUAAAAGAUUCAUUGUUCAAAAACAACGAAUUCACCAGGCAUUUUGUAUUAUAUUCACAAUAGUUUUAGAUUUAAGAUCGGUUUUACAGUAUUUAAUGUUAUUUCCGAGUUUAUUUAAAUGUUUUAGGUUAGAAAUUUUACCGCCAUUGUGUUAUUCUGCCUCUGCCUGUUCAUGCGCCAAAUCAGAUUAAAAAAUAUAUUUUUUGAAAAUUACAGUGAGCGCUCUUGCCUGCCUCAUAGUUACCUUUUUAAAGGUACAUUUUAGGUACUUAUAUCUCCUUUAUUUAUCUUAAACUUAUUUUACUUUAUUAAAAAUGCUUGACGUCCGACUUAUUUGACACUGUUAAAAAAACUAUAAUAUUAUUCAUUUUGCUAGCUUUAUAAUAUUAAACUGUUUUUAGGAAAAAAAUUGUUCCCUUUCUUACGAAAUCUUGUGAUUUUUUAAAUUUCCUUGUUAAUUUUAUAUCGCGUUGUAGAUUGGCGUGGACCAUUUUUAUUUCUGGUAACAUUAUUAUUUUUAUUUUUUAAAGUUCAGGCAAUGACCUGACACAUAAUAGUACACAGCGAGAGACGAUGAACAUGUCAUUUGACAUAUAUCGAUUGUAUAAAAUAUUAAUGCUUUAUAAUUAUGUAAAGUUAUGCCAUUAUCAUAUCAUUUACACGAUUAUAUAGCGUUAUUAGAUUAUAAUUUAAAUGUUAAGAAAUAAACCUGGAUAAAUAUUAUUUUUUUAUU